UUUCACCUAAAGCUGGAGGAUCUUGGACAGAUGUUGGAGUAGACAUGGCUCAAGCGAGCGAUAAAACCGCUUUCCCUGACAUUAUCGAGCUCAAUGUCGGCGGUCAGAUUUAUGUUACGCGACAUUCAACUUUACUCUCAGUGCCGAACUCUUUUCUCUGGAACAUGUUUAAAGAGGACAGUCCGUCUGAACUGACCAGAGACAGUAAAGGACGCUUCUUUAUAGACCGGGACGGCUUUCUUUUCCGGUACAUAUUGGAUUAUAUGCGCGAUAAGAACCUGGCGCUGCCGGACUAUUUUAAGGAGCGCGCAAGCCUGCAGAAAGAGGCUGAAUACUUCCAGCUGCCUGAACUGGCCCGGAGUCUGAGACUAGCUCAGGUCAGCAAGGAGAACUCCAUCAAUGAUGAAGCUUUCCACAGCGAUCCAGACGAAGCAGCGGUUUCGUGCGCCAUGGCGAGUGCAGGGAGCAGCACUGGACCCCGGUCACCCUCUCUGGAUGCGCGCAAGUCCGGCUACAUAACCGUCGGUUACCGCGGCUCCUACACCAUCGGACGUGACAUCCAAAACGAUGCCAAGUUCCGGCGGGUGGCCCGGAUUACCGUCUGCGGUAAAACCUCCCUUGCCAAAGAGGUCUUCGGAGACACGCUUAACGAGAGCAGGGACCCUGACCGACCCCCGGAGAGGUACACGUCCCGUUAUUAUCUCAAGUACAACUUUCUGGAGCAGGCGUUCGACCGGUUGGCUGAGAUGGGAUUCCACAUGGUAGCGUGCAGCUCCACAGGAACUUGCGCCUACACCAGCAACGACCCCAAUGAGGACAAAAUCUGGACCAGUUACACCGAGUAUGUGUUCUGCAGGGAGUGAAGUCACAAGCUUUUAAAGAUUAUAAAAAAAGAAUGAUAAUGUCAUCCCUUAGGAAAAUUCUCUAUAGUUUGGUUUUACUAUGAUGCACCAGUGUAAACAGUUUGUAGGAAAAAAGAUGCCUACAUAUAUUCACAUUCACACUUUGUAAAGUUUAAUACAUUAAGAUUAAAU
Trichomycterus rosablanca is the source of this 1034-nucleotide messenger RNA. RefSeq names its product potassium channel tetramerisation domain containing 12.2 (gene kctd12.2). The record is from RefSeq and is a predicted model, not a curated record. Gene Ontology annotation, cellular component: postsynaptic membrane; signaling receptor complex; presynaptic membrane. Gene Ontology annotation, biological process: regulation of G protein-coupled receptor signaling pathway; protein homooligomerization. The coding region runs from base 45 to 863 and encodes 272 amino acids. Lineage: Eukaryota; Metazoa; Chordata; Actinopteri; Siluriformes; Trichomycteridae. The transcript has a single exon. Gene Ontology annotation, molecular function: protein binding.